UUGCAUUAAAACAUAGUGACUUCCCCUGAAGGAGGAAAGAAGAUCACUAGUCCAGCAGUCGAUAACAUGUCUGAGGACACUCGAAUGGAUGAUGAUGUCAGCACACCUCAAGCUCCAUCCACGAGCGAUAAGCCAGCAACAGACCCCAGUGCAGACCCCGGAAAGGUGGAAUAUCAAGAAGACUCCAAGAAGAGCGAAGGAGAAGAAGGGAGAAAGAACAGUGUUCCAUUUUACAAGCUCUUCUCAUUUGCGGACACCACGGACUUCGUUUUGAUGGCUGUGGGCGUGGUCGCAGCUGUUGGGAAUGGGAUCGCUGCACCCCUCAUGACUGUUGUCUUUGGUCAGAUGGUUAACUCUUUUGGGGAAAACACAGACACUGAAAAAAUGGUUCAUGCAAUUUCCAAGGUAUCCUUGAGAUUUGUUUACUUGGGUGUGGGGGCCGGCGUGGCUUCAUUCUUCCAGGUGGCUUGUUGGGUGGUCACUGGGGAAAGGCAGGCGGCCCGAAUAAGGAAUUUAUACCUGAAAACCAUACUAAGACAAGACAUUGCAUUCUUUGAUAAGGAAACAAAUGCAGGAGAAGUUGUUGGGAGGAUGUCGGGAGAUACGGUUCUUAUUCAAGAUGCCAUGGGUGAGAAGGUUGGUAAGUUCCUACAGCUUAUAUCGACAUUCAUAGGAGGCUUUGUGAUAGCAUUUAUCCAAGGAUGGCUUCUUACCAUUGUUAUGCUAUCAGCUAUUCCUCUUCUUGUGAUUUCUGGUGCACUCGUUUCUAUUAUUAUAACAAAGAUGGCUUCCCGUGGGCAAACAGCGUACUCAGAAGCAGCAGUGGUUGUAGAACAGACAAUCGGAUCAAUUAGAACGGUUGCAUCAUUCACUGGGGAGAAGCAAGCUAUAGAUAAAUAUGACAAGUUGCUGAAGAUGGCUUAUAGUUCUGGUGUUCAAGAGGGGUUGGCUUCUGGCUUAGGUGUCGGUUUGGCUCUGUUUAUUAUAUUUGGCAGCUAUGGUUUGGCCAUAUGGUUCGGUUCGAAGAUGAUACUGGAAAAGGGAUAUACGGGUGGCCACGUGAUGAACAUAAUGUAUUCAGUCAUGAUAGGUUCCUUGUCUCUUGGGCAGGCGUCUCCAUGCAUGACUGCGUUUGCAGCAGGACAGGCGGCAGGAUUCAAGAUGUUCUCAACAAUCAAGCGGAAGCCAGAGAUAGAUGCAUAUGACGACAGUGGGCGGAAACUGGACGAUGUUCUAGGAGAGAUUGAAUUAAGGGAUGUUUAUUUUAGCUACCCAGCCAGACCUGACGAGCAAAUAUUUGCCGGGUUCUCUCUUUCUAUACCCAGUGGCACCACCACAGCUUUAGUAGGAGAGAGUGGUAGCGGCAAGUCUACUGUGAUCAGCCUGAUAGAGAGGUUUUACGACCCACAAGCUGGUGAAGUACUGAUAGAUGGUAUAAAUCUCAAGGAGUUCCACCUCAGAUGGAUCAGAGGCAAAAUCGGGCUUGUUAGCCAGGAACCGGUGCUGUUUACUUCUAGUAUUAGAGAAAACAUUGCCUACAGUAAGGAUGAUGCAACCAUUGAAGAGAUCAGAGCUGCAGCUGAGCUUGCCAAUGCUGCAAAGUUCAUAGACAAAAUGCCUCAGGGUCUUGACACAAUGGUUGGUGAGCAUGGAACUCAGCUGUCCGGGGGACAGAAGCAGAGAAUCGCCAUAGCCAGAGCAAUUCUAAAAGACCCAAGAAUACUUCUUUUAGACGAAGCCACAAGUGCGCUCGAUGCAGAAUCCGAACGGGUCGUGCAGGAGGCACUAGACAGGAUCAUGAUCAACCGAACCACUGUCAUUGUUGCCCAUAGAUUGAGCACAGUGAGGAAUGCUGAUAUGAUUGCUGUGAUUCAUCAAGGAUUAGUCAUUGAGAAGGGUUCUCAUUCAGAGCUACUCAAGGAUCCAAAUGGAGCAUACUGUCAGCUUAUACGCUUGCAAGAAGUUAACCAGGAGCCAGAACCACAAACUGUAACUGACCCAGACAAAGUGGAAAUUACAUCAGAUUCUGGCAGGCAGUCGAGUCAACGCUUCUCCUUCCGACGAUCUAUAAGCCAGGGAUCAUCCAUUGGAAGCAGCAGCCGCCAUUCAUACUCAGUCCCGUUCGGUUUACCUCCUGCGCUCAGCAUCCAAGAAACCAUGCAACCAGAGCCCAACGGCCCAAUGCCACUGCAGCCAGCACGUGAUGUUCCGCUACGCCGCCUUGCAUAUCUCAAUAAGCCAGAGAUCCCAGUGUUACUGCUUGGUACCAUUGCUGCGGUCAUCCACGGUGUUAUAUUGCCCAUGUUUGGAGUACUCCUUUCUGGUAUAGUUCGGACAUUCUUUGAACCUCCAUCGAAACUUCGGAAGGAUGCCGGAUUUUGGUCGUUGAUGUUUCUUACCCUUGGCUUUGUAUCUUUCGUGGUCUCCCCAUCACAAGCAUACUUCUUUGCUGUAGCUGGCUGCCAUUUGAUAAGAAGGAUUCGGUCGAUGUCGUUUGAAAAGGUGGUGAACAUGGAGAUCACAUGGUUCGAUGAUGCUGAGAACUCAAGUGGUGCAAUCGGUGCAAGGCUAUCGGCUGAUGCAGCGACUGUCCGCCGCCUAGUUGGAGAUUCACUUGCUCUGCUUGUGCAAAACGCUGCGUCAGCUAUAGCUGGUCUGGUCAUUGCUUUUGAAGCAAAUUGGCAAUUAGCAUUGAUAAUCUUAGCCAUGAUACCACUGAUGGGCCUCAACGGGUGGAUCCAAAUGAAAUUCAUCAAGGGAUCUACCGCAAAUGCAAAGAUUAUGUACGAGGAAGCAAGUCAAGUUGCUAGUGAUGCAGUUGGGAGUAUAAGAACAGUCGCUUCUUUUUGUGCGGAAGAGAAGGUCAUGGAACUCUACAAGGAGAAAUGUGAAGGCCCAAUGAAGACUGGAAUAAGGCAAGGGUUGAUUAGUGGAAUUGGUUUCGGGAUCUCCUUUUUCCUGCUGUUUUCUGUCUAUGCAGCAAGUUUCUAUGCAGGUGCCCGGCUAGUCGAUGAUGGGAAGACAACAUUCGCAAAGGUUUUCCGUGUUUUCUUUGCUCUCAGCAUGGCAGCAAUCGGAAUUUCUCAGUCAAGUUCCCUAGCACCUGAUUCUGCCAAAGCAAAGAUUUCUGCAGCUACUAUAUUUGCAAUUCUAGAUCGCAAGUCUCAGAUAGAUCCCAGCGACGACUCCGGAAUCACAUUAGAAGAUGUGAAGGGUGAGAUCGAGUUUAAGCAUGUCAGCUUCAAGUAUCCUAUGAGGCCCGAUGUUCAGGUUUUCCAAGAUCUUUGCCUGGCAGUUCAAUCCGGCAAGACAGUCGCUCUGGUUGGAGAAAGUGGAAGUGGAAAAUCGACGGUGAUCGCGUUGUUGCAGAGAUUCUACGACCCUGAUUCAGGUCACAUUACUCUAGACAGAACAGAAAUUCAAAGGUUUCAGUUGAGGUGGUUGAGGCGACAAAUGGGUCUGGUGAGUCAAGAACCAGUGCUGUUCAAUGACACGAUCAGAGCCAACGUUGCCUAUGGAAAGGAAGGAAAUGUGACUGAAGCAGAGAUUCUGGCUGCCGCCGAGUCUGCAAAUGCCCACAACUUCAUAAGUGGAUUGCAACAGGGCUACGACGCGCUAGUAGGAGAGCGUGGGGUCCAAUUGUCAGGCGGGCAGAAGCAACGUGUGGCGAUCGCACGUGCGAUAGUGAAGGAGCCAAAGGUCUUGUUACUAGACGAGGCGACAAGCGCGCUCGAUGCUGAGUCCGAGCGAGUGGUUCAGGAUGCAUUGGACCGAGUGAUGGUGAACCGGACCACAAUCGUGGUGGCCCACCGGUUGUCCACAAUUAAAGGUGCUGAUCUAAUUGCAGUGGUUAAGAAUGGAGUUAUAGCAGAGAAAGGGAGGCAUGAGACCUUAAUCAAUAUCAAAGAUGGGGUGUAUGCCUCCUUAGUAGCACUUCACAUGAGUGCUUCAUCUUAGUAAUUUUUCGAGUGCAAUUUUUCAGAUAGUUUUGGGUGGUAUGUGUAAUUAGAGAUUCUGAUUCCCCAGGAUCAUUUAUGCAUCCAACUCAUGGGUUUUUGAGGCAGAAAUGUGGGCCCAGAUGGCCCCAUUUUGUCAACGUUUAUUGUUGUCUUUUGUUGAAGCUCUAAACUUUGUUAUUGAUAUUCUACCUUGCGAAGGUUAAGGGGUCGUUUGGAUACAUGUA
Messenger RNA from Magnolia sinica, 4183 nucleotides. Its product is annotated as ABC transporter B family member 11-like. The transcript has 12 exons. The record is from RefSeq and is a predicted model, not a curated record. Gene Ontology annotation, cellular component: membrane. Lineage: Eukaryota; Viridiplantae; Streptophyta; Magnoliopsida; Magnoliales; Magnoliaceae. Gene Ontology annotation, molecular function: ATP binding; ATP hydrolysis activity; ABC-type transporter activity. Bases 67 to 3957 code for a protein of 1296 amino acids. Gene Ontology annotation, biological process: transmembrane transport.